Molecule: messenger RNA, 618 nt
Organism: Manihot esculenta (cassava)
Lineage: Eukaryota; Viridiplantae; Streptophyta; Magnoliopsida; Malpighiales; Euphorbiaceae
Product: holotricin-3
Exons: 2
Coding region: 66-389 (107 amino acids)
Source: RefSeq, a predicted model, not a curated record
UCCACCAAUCAACCAUACAAUCUCCUCCUUUACAAAUCGCAUUUCUCUCUGUGUUGCUAACGAAAAUGGCCAGCUCUAAGACCUUUCUCCUUUUCAUUGGAGUUGCCUUUGCUGUUCUUUUUCUCAUCUCUUAUCAGGUCUCUGCUCAUGAAUCUGUAGGGACGGUUGAAACUCAGGAAAGUGCAACAGCUGAUGUAAACAGCUUUCAACCAGAAAAAGGGCACGGGUAUGGAUAUGGACGAGGAUAUGGUUACGGCGGAUAUGGGCAUGGACACGGAGGCAAACAUGGCUAUGGUUAUGGCUAUGGAAGGAAAGGGCACGGCUAUGGAAAGUAUGGAUAUGGUGGUGGCAAACCAAAAGCAAUGGCAGAAGCUGAAGUUGGAAAUUAAAUGAGAUACUACUGAUUGUGAGGCGUAGUUUAAAUAAUAAGUACGUGAAAAAUAAUAAAUAGGGGGUUUUAGGUAGGGUACAUGUCCCCCCUAGUUGAAAAUACUGUAGCUUAGGAGUCACUUGGGUGGAAUAGUUAAUUUGACUUGGCUCUCACUCAUAGUUGUCAUCCUUAGUGCCAUGUAUCUUUACUUUGUCUUCCCAGUUAUAUGAACUUACAUGCUCAGUAUC